AUGGUAUUCUAUGUCAUUCAUAAUAGUAAAUUGCAGAUGAACAAUAAGAUGUAUAACAUUCUAUACCAGACCUUGACAAUGUGAAUAUCAAAUUAGGAGAUGACCAAAAGAAAGUUAAUCAAAAUUCAUCUAAUACUGUCUCAUAAGUACAAUAACCAGAACAAGUAGCUAUUCAAAUACAAUCACUCCCACCCAAAACUUAAGAUGCCUCUUUUGUUUCAUAAUUAUUUCAUUGUUUAUUUAAAGGUCUUGCUAUAUUUGUGUAAAAUAAGUAUAAUAAAUAGAUUUUUCAUUCCAGAAGGCUUAUUAAAUCUUACAUAUUGUUUUAUUAUAGUUGUAAUAUUAUCAGCAAUUGAUUUUUGGACAGUCAAGAACAUUACAGGAAGGUAAUAUUAAUAGAUAGACAAUAAAAUAGAAAAUUGGUUGGUUUAAGAUGGUGGUCAGAAGUAAAAGAAGAUGGAUCUGAAGAAUGGAUAUAUGAAUCUUAAGUAGCUAAUUUUGUUCCUAAUCCAUUUAAUUCAAAUAUAUUUUGGUUUGCUUAGUUUGGAGUAGUAUUGACUUGGGGAAUAUUAAUAUUGUUAGAUUUAAUUGGUUUAAGAUGGUUUAAUGUAAAAUUUUAUCAUUUAUAAUAGGCUGUUUUAGCAAUGACUGCCUUUUGUUUGACAGGAAUUAAUUUUGUAGGAUUCUAUAAAUGUAGAGGAGAACAUCAAAAGAAAGCAAAAGAAUAUAUGACUAAAAUUGGUUUGAAGGCUAUAUAGUAAUGGUGA
This is a messenger RNA of Paramecium primaurelia, 767 nucleotides long. Lineage: Eukaryota; Ciliophora; Oligohymenophorea; Peniculida; Parameciidae. The record is from the annotation of a GenBank genome assembly.